AAUUUCUUUAAUACUUUCCUACAAUUAUUUUGGAAUACAUUAUUAAACUACAUAGUGACCAUGUGAUUCAUAUAUUGAGAGAAAGCUUUGAAAAUAAGUGUUAUGGAAAACAUCAGUCAUGUAUAUCUUUUGUGCGAUUAUUGCUUUUUGCUUUUUACGUGAAAGUUGCACAUUGUAUACCGAUAAAACAGAUUCGGUAUCAGUAAUAAAGGGUAACUCAACACCAGAGCGAAAAGGAUGGAAUAUAAAUCUUAAUAUUUAUUUUACAAAGACACUUCCGUCUAUCAUACGAAAACCAUCAGGUGCGGACGUCAGACUCAGGUGUGAAGCUAUAAUGAAUUUCACAAAAGUGGAGACUUUCACCAAAUACAAAGAAGGAAUCGAGACAUCGCUAAAAGAAGCCCCUCCAGAUUACAUACAACAAAGACUUAUGAAAAAUUUAAAAGCUUAUUGGCUCAAAGAUAAUAGAAUGCUCUCAAAAAAUGAAAGGAUUAAUAUUUCUACAAUAAUAGAUAAAACAAAUGGCACAAUAGGAACAAGUAUUAAAUUGAAGAACAUAGAUUUGCCUGAUGAAGGUAACUAUUCCUGUGUUAUAAAACAAAACCAUGAGAAAAAAUUAACCACAAAAUUGGAAAUCAAAAAGAAAUUGAUAGAUGUCGAAAACUAUGAACUACCUACUUUCACACCUUUAUUUUCCAAUAUAGGGGUAAGUGAUGAAAUUGAAAUAAAUAUUAAAACUACUCCAGAACUGAAAUUUGAAGAUAUGACUGUUGAUAGCAGCUUAAAGCCCCAAAAUGUAUCUAUCACUCGCAAGCUCGAGCCUUUGUGUCAAAAAUAUGUUGGUAUUGAAUGCAGUGACCAUUUGAAAGACAAAUAUGUGUACAUCCCUUAUGACACAACUCAGGCCAUUCUAGAAGACAAACUUUCUAAAGCCAUAAAAGUUACGCAGUUUUCAAAAGACAUAAGUUCACAUUGUGAAGGUUAUGCAGUGCCAAGUCUCUGUUACUCAACAUUUCCAAUCUGUAGAGACCCUGAAACUAUUAAUCAAAAUUUCUAUAAGGAAGCAAGAAGACUGUUAAACAUACCAAAUGAUCAUGUAGAUAAUUUGCCAGAUAUAUUAUUUGAGAAUUUACCUAAGGAUUUUGCAUUGAAUGCAAAAUCUAGUAAGAAUUCAACAUCCAAUAUCUUCAAUUAUCGCUAUAACUCAACAGUACUUAGAAGAGUUUGUAAACAAGACUGUGAAAUAUUAGAAAAUGAGUUGUGUCAAACUGAAUAUGCCAUUGCUAAAAGACAUCCUCACAUAGGUCAACAAUUGACACUGGAGGAGUGCCAAGACUUGCCAGAAGAUGACCCUGAUUGCUUGAAAAUUGACAUAGGCACUAUGAUGGUGUCAGAUGAUGAAUGCUACUGGGAAGAUGGCAGUGGAUACUUAGGAAGAGUGAAUGUAGCUAGUAAUGGAAUGCCUUGUGUAGAGUGGUCCAUGCAGCUCCGUGUAAAACCUUCUGAUUACCCUGAACUUACAGGAAGACAUAGUUACUGCAGAAACCCAGGUAGUCUCAAUACUCAACCAUGGUGUGUUGUUGAAAAAGAUGGAAAAACAGAAAUACAUAUCUGUGACAUACCCAAAUGUGCACAUAAAAUAUGGAUAUACAUUUUAGUUAUAUUUUUACUUGUGACACUGAUUAUUAUUGGAUUAGUUGCCUGUCUCUGCUAUAGACAUAAAAAUAAAGGGAAUGCAGCAACAAUACGAGAUAUAAAUCUACCAAAUGCUGAUAAGAAUAUUUAUGGUAACUCAAGAUUAAAUUCUCCAAUUGAAAUGAAUGAGCUAUUGACUAAUCAAAAUAUAAACAAUCAGCCACAUUUAUGUAGAAGUGUGAGAGGAAAUGGCAUACUUCGUGUUCCUCAAUAUUCUUUAUCGCAAAUUAAGUUUUUGGAAGAACUUGGUGAAGGAGCGUUUGGUAAAGUUUAUAAAGGAGCCUUGAAGAACAAUGGAGAAACUCAGUAUGUUGCUGUAAAGGCUUUAAAGGAAAAUGCUUCAGCAAAGACUCAAGCUGACUUUAGACGUGAAAUUGAUUUGAUUUCGGAGCUCAGCCAUGAGAAUAUUGUGUGUAUAGUUGGUGUAGCGCUUAGAGAAGAACCGUUAUGUAUGUUAUUUGAGUUUAUGGCAAGAGGGGAUCUUCAUGAAUUUCUUAUGGGCCGAGCUCCACCUUCGGGAAAAGGAUUGCCACCUAUGAGAUUGCUAAAUAUUGCAUUUAAUAUUGCAUCAGGCAUGCAAUAUCUUGCCUCACAUCACUAUGUCCAUAGGGAUUUAGCUGCUAGGAAUUGUUUGGUAUCAGAUGAUUUUAUAGUAAAAAUAUCCGAUUUUGGUCUUUCCAGGGAUAUUUACAGUUCAGAUUAUUACAGAGUACAAUCUAAAAGUCUCUUGCCAGUUAGAUGGAUGCCGCCAGAAUCAAUAUUGUAUGGUAAAUUUACAACAGAAAGUGAUAUUUGGUCUUACGGAGUAGUGUUAUGGGAAAUAUAUAGCUAUGGCCUCCAGCCUUAUUAUGGGUACAGCAACCAGGAGGUGAUAUCUAUGGUGCGUGGCGGGGAACUGCUCGCUGCUCCCACUAACUGCCCGCCGCAAAUGUACGCACUUAUGCGGGAGUGUUGGAAACAUACGCCACAACGAAGACCCAAUUUUGAAGAUAUUGUUAACAGAUUACAAGAAUGGAUACAAGUUGGUGGUUGUCCGGAGAUUGGUCCUUCGGAAGGUACAUCUUGUGCCCAUAGACCGACCACAUCAACAAAGGAUCAACAAGAACGGGCGCCUCUCUUACCACCACAUUGUUCCUCUUCCAAUGGUUCCCUAGCAACUGGGAGCUUAAAAAAAUUCAGUGCAGCAAGUUCCAGUACCAAGGUAACAGAUGAUAAUCGAUCAACUUGCAGUGAAGUACCACGUUUAGCACCCAAGUCAAAGAAACAUAGCUCGGGUUCUCUCAUAGAUGGGGAUAAGGUUGGUACUAGAGACACAAUUGUUAGGAUACCCAACACUCAUUAUAGUAAUGAUAUUUAAUGCAGUAUUUAACUUCUUAACACAUUUACUGCCAACAAGUUCACAUUUGUGACUCGAAGUGGCAUUUAAUGUGUUAUUAUGGAUAUAGGAUAUGAAGUUGAUGGUUAUAAAGGAUUAGGGUGAGUGAAGGAAUUAACACUCAUAGUUUUUUAUAUUCUAUUAAAUCAGUUUAUUCUGGA
Molecule: messenger RNA, 3231 nt
Organism: Papilio machaon (common yellow swallowtail)
Lineage: Eukaryota; Metazoa; Arthropoda; Insecta; Lepidoptera; Papilionidae
Gene: Ror
Product: tyrosine-protein kinase transmembrane receptor Ror
Exons: 4
Coding region: 119-3052 (977 amino acids)
Biological process (GO): cell surface receptor protein tyrosine kinase signaling pathway; protein phosphorylation; positive regulation of kinase activity
Cellular component (GO): signaling receptor complex; membrane
Molecular function (GO): transmembrane receptor protein tyrosine kinase activity; protein binding; ATP binding
Source: RefSeq, a predicted model, not a curated record